GGGGGAUUUAUGGCGGUUCGGAACAGUACGCUGCACGCUUCAAUCUCGAUUCAAAUUUCCCUCUCAAAUUUUCAAUUUUCGAUUCAAAUUACUACCUUUUUUGGUUACAAAAAAAUUCAACCUUGAUCGUCUACUAUAAAAUGCGAGUCGAAAAUGCAGAAUAAUCCACCAUCGACAACCACCACCAACCAUUCUUCCACUUUUCUACUUCACUCCCCAAUCCCAAUUCCAAUCCCAAUCAUGCCUCAUCUCCCCGGCCCCUAUCGCCGCCCCGGCGAAGUGCACGUCAUCGUCGGACCCAUGUUCGCCGGCAAAUCCACCGCCCUCCUCCGCCGCGUCACCGCCGAAUCUGAUUCCGGCAGGGCUGUGGCGAUGAUCAAGUCGAGUAAGGAUACUCGAUACGCGGUGGAUGCAGUCGUGACGCACGAUGGUACCAAGUUCCCUUGUUGGCCGCUGCCAGAUCUACUGUCGUUUAAGCGCGAAAUUGGCGCUGAAGCAUAUCAAAAAUUGGAUGUGAUUGGCAUUGAUGAAGCUCAAUUUUUUGGUGACCUCUAUGAUUUCUGCUGUGAGGCAGCUGAUCUUGAUGGGAAAACUGUAGUAGUUGCUGGCCUUGAUGGUGAUUACUUGAGGAGGAGUUUUGGGUCAGUGCUAGAUAUCAUUCCACUUGCUGAUACUGUCACGAAGCUCACUGCACGAUGCGAGCUCUGUGGCAAACGCGCUUUCUUCACUCUGAGGAAGACGGGCGAGCUGCAAACUGAGCUCAUUGGUGGUGCUGAUGUCUACAUGCCCGUCUGUCGCCUGCACUAUGGCAAUGAGCAACGCGGCGUUUCCAUGGAAGCUGCUGUGGUUAAGGAUAAAGAAGACUUGAUUGUUGAAACAACUGCAGCUGUGUAGAGAAGGUGUUGGCUUGUGUUGUUUAAGAUCUAUCCCUUUAUGAUAUUUUUAUUCAUGUACAAUUUUAGUAGCUUAAAUUCGUAAGAUUAGAAAUGUAAAAAUGAUAUUCAUAUGAUCGUUUACUUUUUUUUACUAGGCCUCAAUGAGAAACUUGUGAUCCCAUUUGUGUUGGAA
Messenger RNA from Salvia miltiorrhiza (redroot sage), 1068 nucleotides. Its product is annotated as thymidine kinase a. NCBI's taxonomy places the organism in Eukaryota, Viridiplantae, Streptophyta, Magnoliopsida, Lamiales, Lamiaceae. Gene Ontology annotation, molecular function: ATP binding; thymidine kinase activity. Gene Ontology annotation, biological process: thymidine metabolic process. The record is from RefSeq and is a predicted model, not a curated record.